UUAGUAACUGAUCCUUCCAGAAUGUGAAUGUGGAUAUCAGCUUCUUCAUCGUCUACAUCUGCAGUCUUCAUUGAAUCAGCUUCUCUUGUUUCAGAAACACAAACUGCUCUGGUUCAGAGAAUGUUCUGUUCAGACAGAAUGUGAUUCCAACCCAAAGUGUGGUUUUCUCAGAGGAGCAGAGAUCUUUCUGCUUCUGUUUGACUGCAUGAAACCAGCAGAGACCAGAACUGAGACAGAAACUCUGAGAGUGGAAGUGAGCGCUCUGAAUGCUGAAUGUGUCUGUGUUUGGACUCCCAGCAGAACUGUGCUGCUCUCUCAUGUUCCUGUGGUUUCAGGAGGAUCAGAAGAAAACACACUGAUGUACUUCAGGAUAAUUGCACACGUGCACAACUCUACAUUUCCUCUUUCAUGCUGUCACUUCCUGCAUGAAUCUUUAUCUAAUAACUGCAGGAAUAUUUGUCAUUUUCUUCCAUCAUUUCACACAGCAGUUCACCAAGUUCCUCCACUGCAGACAGAGACAGUCAUGUUGAUGUGAACAUUAGAGAAACUCAUCAUGGAGCUGAAAUAUCAUCCUGAUUCACUCAGAUGACACUUGAACAGCACACAGGUUUUUGUAGCACACUUUCUCAAUGUGUGGGUGGGAGGUAUAACUACCGCAUCUUUGGAUCUGGAACUGGACUGUUUGUAUCGGAUGAGUCCGUAGUGAAGCCCGUGGUGAGCGUGUACCCAGCAGCAUCCAGAGUCCCUGUGGAGAGGGGCAGCUCCCUGCUGUGUCUGGCCUCAGCCAUGUUUCCUCCUGUGGUCCAGUUCUCCUGGAAAAGACAGAAGAACAACGGACAACCAGAGAACCUUCCUUCUACUGGGACAGAGCAGCUGGAUCUCAGAGAGUCUGGACGCAGCGCCUCCAUCCUGCUGAUCCAUCAGCAAGAGGACAGCUCCUAUAAAUACAUCUGCUCCGUCAAACAUGAGGGGGGAACAGUGGAGGUCCAAACACAACAAGAGUUUGCUGCACUUCCAGCUGCAGGUUCCACAGCAGCUCUAACAUCCCAUCCAGCAUCUUCCAGCAUUCUAGCAGAGGGAACAGCCUCUGUUCCUCCUCUGGACCUGGUGAAGCUGUCCUUCCAGUCUGAGUGCAGGGUGAAGCUGCUCUGCCUGCUGUACACAGUGCUGAUAGUGAAGAGUCUGGUGUACUGCUGUGGACUCUCUCUGCUGAUGAUCCUCAGAAACAAGGGAGCAUCCACCAACUCCAAACAUGCUGACUGACUGUUUUCUGAUCCUCUUUUCUCUCCAUCAAAUCUCAUCCUUUCAUCUCAUUCAUCACUUUGAUCACAGCUCUCUAAUGUUCUUAAUGACUUGAUACAGAUUCUUCAUCAAACUGUGUCAGUAGAUGUUUUAUGAAGAUGUUACAUUGAUUUCUCCUUUUUCAUUUAAAUAUUUUUAUACACAGUGAUCCAUCUUCUUUAAAUGUAACUGCAUUUCUUAAAAUAAACAUAAAUACCAGCCUU
Messenger RNA from Oryzias melastigma (Indian medaka), 1505 nucleotides. RefSeq lists its product as uncharacterized. The coding region runs from base 586 to 1263 and encodes 225 amino acids. The record is from RefSeq and is a predicted model, not a curated record. NCBI's taxonomy places the organism in Eukaryota, Metazoa, Chordata, Actinopteri, Beloniformes, Adrianichthyidae. The transcript is spliced from 3 exons.